This is a messenger RNA of Drosophila rhopaloa, 439 nucleotides long. RefSeq lists its product as uncharacterized. The transcript has 2 exons. The coding region runs from base 59 to 253 and encodes 64 amino acids. The record is from RefSeq and is a predicted model, not a curated record. Lineage: Eukaryota; Metazoa; Arthropoda; Insecta; Diptera; Drosophilidae.
CCGUAUAAAAUAAGUGUGUCUAUGUAAUGCUAAGUCAUUGGAACUCCUCGCCUUGACCAUGUACCUCACACAGCAUAUCGCGGUGCUCUUGCUCUGGCUCUGCUUCGCCGUCCUCAGUGUGCAUGGCAACCCGUGGAACUGGGGACCUGCCUCGAACUCCCGACCGAGGGGUGGACCCGCCUGGAACGGCGGAGGAGACGAAUCCACCGAUAAUAUAGUAUACCACUCAGAUGGCGGCAAGUGGCGUUACUAAUUUUAACCAAGUGUGGAAGCCACGCCAACGACCAAGUCGUGAUGCAUUUUCCAGUAAAUCCAUGAAUAACUUUAUAAAUAUUUUGUUUUUAAAUUGUUUUUUCUCAGAACUUCAGUCGACACCAAUGAUAAUACUCUAUUAACGAUAUACUCAAAUAAAUAUAUUUACAUAUAUAUAUAUAACUUA